Asterias rubens (European starfish) is the source of this 4267-nucleotide messenger RNA. Its product is annotated as protein O-mannosyl-transferase TMTC4-like. Gene Ontology annotation, molecular function: protein binding; mannosyltransferase activity. Gene Ontology annotation, cellular component: endoplasmic reticulum. The coding region runs from base 565 to 3051 and encodes 828 amino acids. Gene Ontology annotation, biological process: endoplasmic reticulum unfolded protein response; protein O-linked glycosylation via mannose. The record is from RefSeq and is a predicted model, not a curated record. Lineage: Eukaryota; Metazoa; Echinodermata; Asteroidea; Forcipulatida; Asteriidae. The transcript has 15 exons.
UAGGACCUGGUUGUUAAUAUUUUCAUGUCUAAAAGAUGCAAGCAUAUGCAAAAUGACGUCAUAAGGUCAUUAUCGCUCGGGUAUUCUCCGAUGGGCCGAACCGCUGUGGAGUUUAGUAUUUAGUGCCUUCCGUAUUUUCGAGCGCAGACAUUAUGAAUUUCUUAAUGUCAUUUCAUGGCCACCAUACACACUGAUAUCGCGGUGCGCACAGCAAUAUCGGAAUGUAAACAAUGUAUUACACAAACGCACACAGAAAGGGCUCCAUGUGCUUUGCAAGCGCUACAGUACAUACACACCAUCAAAGCAUUCAUUUUGAAAGCAGUUUUUUGUUUGCUCUUGUGCAGUUAGUGAGCCUGAACAAUCUCUUGCUUUUGGUAUUUCUUGAUCGGUUCAUUGCUCCACCGACCUUGGUACUUGAUAAUCUUUCGUCAAGGUACGUUUUUAGACGUGGAUACCUGGCGGAAAAAAAACCAAUGCUGAAAGUGAAAGGGAGACAUUUGUUUGGUGUUUGAAAUGUGUGGUGGAUGAUGAGGAUGACAGAGCACAAUGGUGUAAUCAUUAAGGAUGAUGCGUUUAUGCCAGCACCCUGACCAAACUCCACGGCUGAAGUCACGGAGCAUCCCCGGAGCCAUGCCAAACCCAGCCACUUCUCAUCAAAGACCCACGAACCACAACCGGUCAAAGCCAAGUCCCCAAGGGUUGAGAUCUCGGAAAAAUGGCGUCCACCGGCACAACCCUCCGGAAAGAGUGGACUCUCAGAAUAACAUCUUGAAGAAGUCUCAAGAAGCAAGUUUAGAUGACUGGGACCUGAACAUUCCUGUUCCUAAGCUAUCGCUGAGACAAGCGGCGUGUGUGGUAGCCAUCUUGUCUCUACUUUGCUAUGGCAACAGUCUCUAUGGUGACUUUGUCUUUGAUGAUAUGGAAGCGGUGCUUAGCAACAAAGACGUGAAACCGGAAACGCCGAUUGCGGAACUGUUUUACGACGACUUCUGGGGAGAGAGACUAACUAAGAAUCAUAGUCAUAAAUCUUACAGACCUAUCACCGUUCUCACCUUUAGGUUCAACUAUUUCCUCAGUGGUGGUUUUCAUCCGCUCGGUUUCCAUUUGACAAACAUCAUCCUACACUCCGUCAUUAGUGUCUUGUCCUUAGUCAUCUUCUCCAUCCUCUUUGCUGAUCAGCCGUCUCAAGAUGACAUUGACGAUGAGGAUGAUGUCCGAUGGCAGCUUGGGUUCUCCUCUCCUAGAGCUAGUCUCCUGUGUGCUCUGUUCUUCACAGCUCACCCCAUUCACACUGAGAGUGUGGCAGGUGUUGUUGGAAGAGCUGAUCUUUUAUGUGCAUUAUUCUUUUUCCAGUCUUUUUAUUUUUACGUUUCUGCUUUGGCAAAAGGAGGAUGUGGCCAUUCUUUGCUGAGAUUGUUUUAUUGUUUACUGUGCUGUAUGGCCUCAAUGCUUUGUAAAGAACAAGGAAUCACUGUUAUUGGUGUCUGUAUAAUUUACGAUGUCAUCAGCAACUGUAAAUUAGACAUCCUCCAAAUCUUCCAGUACUAUCUUAGUCGUCAUAGAAACCAGACCAAAGAAGACUAUUCUGUAGAUCCAAGAUGGCUGCCUUCCUUAUUAACCAGACUGUGUAUAAUGGCGUUUUGUGGAGUUGGGCUUCUUAUCGGAAGGUUGUUUAUUAUGGGGGGUGGUCCUCCACCGUUUCAGCAUUUUGACAACCCAGCUUCGUUUGCAGAAGGAGCUAUAACAAGGAUGGUGAACUACAACUUCAUUUAUUCCAUCAAUGUCUGGCUCCUGAUGGUGCCUCACUGGCUCUGUUUUGAUUGGUCAAUGGGCUGUGUGUCUUUGAUAGAAUCCACCAAUGAUGUGAGAGUAUUGGUCCCUACUGCAUUGUGGGUAUUCUUGGGUUGUCUGAUCUUCAAGUGCUUUAUGGAUCCGCCAAGCCAGAGGAGGAGGGUUUUGACAAUGGCCGUGGCUCUACUGAUAAUUCCUUUCUUGCCAGCCUCUAAUCUCUUCUUCAGAGUUGGUUUUGUCAUCGCUGAACGAGUCUUGUACCUACCUAGUCUAGGCUUCUGUAUGUUACUGACUCUAAUGGUCAACAGACUAUCAUCUCAUCUGCCUGGUGGUAGAACGGUUAUGAAGUGUGUCGUGGUUGGUGUUCUGGUGUACUAUGCGAGUCGAUGUAUUGGCCGUAACAAAGACUGGAGUACAGAGGAAAGACUCUACAAGGCUGGGUUAGACGUCUGCCCACUAAAUGCUAAGGUCCAUUAUAACAUUGGAAAGAACGCAGCAGACAGAGGCAGCAUAGACGAGGCAAUAACAUACUACAGACAAGCCCUAAGUUUGAAUCCAGUGUACGACCAAUCCAUGAAUAAUCUUGCCAAUUUACUGAAGGAUCAAGGACAUCUCGAGGAGGCAGAGGAAUUGCUACAACAUGCUGUGAGAAUCAGGCCCCAGUUUGCUGCGGCGUGGAUGAAUCUUGGCAUCGUUCAAGCGGCCACCAAGAAGUUCUCCCAAGCUGAGCAGAGUUAUCAGACGGCGCUAUACCAUCGCCAUAGAUACGCAGAUUGUUACUUUAAUUUGGGUAACAUGUAUGUUGAAUUGGGUCGCCACGAUGACGCCCUCGUGGCUUGGUAUAACGCCACUGCACUGCAGCCAGAUCACACCAGCUCCUGGGCAAACAUUGCCACAUUACAUGACCGCGCUGGCCAGCAUGAGACCGCCAUCUUGGUUGCUAAGGAGGCAAUGAAACAUGUACCUGACGAACCAUCAAUCUAUUACGGACUGGGAAACGUACUCGGCAAGGAAGGACGCUAUGAGGAAGCAGAGGCCAUGUUUCUGAAGGCCAUUCAACUGAAUCCUAGAUUGGCGAAUUACCAUGGCAACCUUGGAGUGUUGUAUCAUAGAUGGGGGAAAUACAGCAAAGCACAGCAGCAUUACCAAGCAGCCUUAGAGCUGGAUCCAAAGUCUCACAAUGCUAAAGAAAACCUCAAGAAAUUACAACAAACUAUGACGAGGCAAAGCAAGACACAAACACAAACUGGACCCAAAUAGGGUUGUGCCGUGAAAAGAUUUUCACAGGCAUGAUGUUCUUCCUACUUAAGGCUGAUUUCCAGUUGUUUUUUUACCUUUGAAACAAAAUCUGAAAAACUGUGAUUAAUAACAUUUAGGUCAAGCCCUUGUGCUAAAAAAAAGGUUUUUGAGUACCCAGUGUUUAUGCAAAAACCAUGAAAUACAAAUUUGGCGAUAUGUUUCUUGGUGACGCUUAUAACUUAUCUGACAAACACCUAAACUGUUCUUUAACUGGACAAAAUAACAAGGAAACAAUAUUUUGAUGAAUUUCUAGAUAUGAGUAGACGUGUUGAGAAGUCGUUAAACGUAUGUCAAGGUGAUGGCGUACCAUCUCUUGUGGGAUUAUACUGUCGGGACCCAGCAGUCUUGCAAGAGCAGUCACUUUUGAGUAAUUACUGCGGCAACAAUAUAACGGCUUGUGCACAAGUCUAAGAUAUGUCUUGAUCAGAAUUAAGUGAGACUGGGGUGUUUUAGACACUUUUAAAAAAACCUGUAAAAUAUUUUCACAGAAACCUUAGCAUGGACAUUUUAACCUUUUUUAGUAUAGAAAAUUCUAACUUUUAUAUUGUAAUUUUGCAAUAUUUGUAACUGAACACCCAAGAAAAUAUAUAUUUAUUAACUUAUUAAUAUUCUACAAAUAUAGCCAUGUCUAACAUGCUUUUUAAACUAACUUGGACUAUUUUACCCAGAGUAUGACUUGGAUUUGUAAGCAAAUAUUAAUCUUAACAUUAAACAUCGUAAAAUAAUUCUUGUGAAUAUUAAAGAAUACUUCAAGAUAAAACUUGUAUAUAUAAUCUAAUGCAAAGUAUGGAAAGAGAUACGCGAAUAAGUUGUCUGUGUGGUUUUUAACAAACUACUUGGUUCAUAUGGGCCCGAAACAGCACACUUGAAAGUUUUUUGUAUUAGAUAAUUUCAGGGUAAGUUGAGGGCACUUUAUAAGUUUCAAAGGCUUACUAUGUAUGCUUUUUUUAAUAUAACAUGUCCUGUCUCUGCCUCUUUUUAUACUUUCGUCCCAAUUAUGCCAAAACAGCAUAUUUCUCUACCUGAUUUCUAAAGCUGUAAUUUUUUGAGUUAGGCAGGCUGUUUUUUAUGGAAGGGCCGCGUGGCUCGAUCUGCUGAAAGCCAUACUUUUUUUUUUAUUCACAGAUUUACAAAUAACUUACAGGGUUUACAGAAGGUAAUGGUGAAAGACUUCCCU